This is a messenger RNA of Dunckerocampus dactyliophorus (ringed pipefish), 1465 nucleotides long. Its product is annotated as polyhomeotic-like protein 2. The coding region runs from base 363 to 1202 and encodes 279 amino acids. The record is from RefSeq and is a predicted model, not a curated record. Gene Ontology annotation, molecular function: protein binding; zinc ion binding. The transcript has 7 exons. NCBI's taxonomy places the organism in Eukaryota, Metazoa, Chordata, Actinopteri, Syngnathiformes, Syngnathidae. Gene Ontology annotation, cellular component: nucleus; PRC1 complex.
AGCUAGUAUCGAUCCGACAACGAUACUGCUUUAAUAUCAAUAAUAUCGAUAUUUGAAUCGAUCCGCCCACCUCCAUCGCACACUGCCUGAACUACAAGAAGUGUUGUGCUUGUGGAGUGUUUAAAGAGUUGCGUACAUGUUGUAUUUUAGUUCGCUUGGAGCUAUGAACAGUUAGAAGCUAUGAAGUGAUGUGCCUUUUAGCUUUGGCGGCUGUUUUGGCGGCGGGGGGACGGUGAGUGAAUGAAGCGUCGGUCUCAGCACUUGAACAAAGGGUCUUCUUCGCUCGAAGUCACCAUUGUUUUGCCCGGAGAGCGCCUCUUUUCCAAGUGGUCCAAAGGUGAGGGGCAGCUGGUGCUCCAGUCAUGACCCCUGGGAAUGGUAACACAAACAGUAGCCAACACAGAGGACAGAGCAAGCCAAUCCAAUCCCUAGUUAAGUCCCACAUCCUGACCCAUUUAAUAGAAGGCUUUGUUAUCCAGGAAGGUGCUGAGCCUUUUCCGGUGGAACGUCCUUCCUUCUCAGUAGAUUGCCUCAGGAGACACACGUCCGACUCAAGGAUGAACGGCCUCUCACCAAAGGAUUUAAAGUCUCAGCAAGAGCCCACGCUGACCUGUGAGCUAUGUGGCAAGGUGGACUUUGCAUAUGUCUUCAGAAGGUCCAAGAGGUUCUGUUCAACAGUAUGUGCUAAAAGAUACAAUGUAGGAUGCACAAAAAGAAUGGGUCUCUUCCCAAAAGCUACCGUGGAGGACACGAAGAAACAAAGAACACUGAAUGAAAACCACAAAAACUACAAUUUGGAGUCGAAAAACAAGACCUCUGCCUGUGUGCAGAAGUCUGCUGGUCACGUGACUCACCCUGCACAGGGAGAAUCCAGCCAAUGUUCAGACUUGACCAGCUAUAAUCGAGCCCCAUCCCCCGUCUCGGCCAGCCAGCGGGUGCCUCAAGUGCAAGAUUCUGAAGAGCGCACAACGCCUUUCGACUUUCUACCUAGUAACCCCGGCCAGUGGAACGUGGACGAUGUUUACGUAUUUAUCUGCUCUCUGCCAGGUUGUCUGGAGAUUGCUGAGGGUUUUCGUUCUCAAGAGAUCGACGGUCAGGCUCUGCUGCUGCUGAAGGAGGACCAUCUCGUGGGGGCUAUGAACAUCAAACUGGGCCCCGCGCUAAAGAUUGCUGCCCAAAUUAGCAUGCUCAAAGACUUAUAGCUCAUCCCACACACUCUUUAGCUCAGGUCAUCCAUACGUCCAUCUUCAAACACUGCAGCUUAUCCCCACGAGCCUUACUUAAAUGAUUCAUCGUACGUAACUGCCUUCAAGAAGUCUUUUUCUCAGAGCGGUAGAAAGGUUAAUCCAUCAUUUGCUGUCAACUACUAAAGUGUAUCAAGUUUUUAGAAGAGUACUCCAGGCCUGACUCCCUCAAAAUGUUGAAACACUGAAUUAUGUUUUCAUUUUAAAGAGUAUCAACUUGU